Molecule: messenger RNA, 1486 nt
Organism: Cyprinodon tularosa
Lineage: Eukaryota; Metazoa; Chordata; Actinopteri; Cyprinodontiformes; Cyprinodontidae
Product: ras-related protein ORAB-1
Exons: 6
Coding region: 159-767 (202 amino acids)
Molecular function (GO): GTP binding; GTPase activity
Source: RefSeq, a predicted model, not a curated record
GUCGUAAUCAAACGGCCAUAUUUGAUUCGGUUACAGUCUUCUGACAGCUACUUUACGGAGAAAAUCGUCUUAAAAUUGACGACAGGACCAAUUAAAUCCCUCUGAGACGACCUCCAGCUGCUUCCACAGCCAACACACUUCACAACCAGCAGACAACAAUGAAUCCGGAAUAUGAUUACUUAUUCAAGCUGCUGCUGAUCGGUGACUCCGGCGUCGGAAAGUCCUGCCUCCUGCUUCGGUUCGCGGAUGACACGUACACAGAGAGCUACAUCAGCACCAUCGGGGUGGACUUUAAGAUCAGGACCAUCGAGCUGGACGGGAAGACCAUCAAGCUUCAGAUUUGGGACACAGCUGGGCAGGAGAGAUUCAGAACCAUCACAUCCAGUUACUACAGAGGAGCUCAUGGCAUCAUAGUGGUCUACGAUGUGACAGAUCAGGAGUCCUUCAAUAAUGUUAAACAGUGGCUCCAGGAGAUCGACCGCUACGCCAGUGAGAACGUCAACAAGCUUCUCGUAGGGAACAAAUGCGACCUGACCACAAAGAAGGUGGUGGACUACACUACAGCCAAGGAGUUUGCAGACAACCUUGGGAUCCCGUUCCUGGAGAGCAGCGCCAAGAGUGCCACCAACGUGGAGCAGGCCUUCAUGACUAUGGCAGCUGAGAUCAAGAAGAGGAUGGGCCCCGGGGCCACAGCCGGUGCCUCAGAGAAGUCCAAAGUCAACAUCCAGAGCAAGCCGGUCAACACUUCAUCUGGAGGCUGCUGCUGAGAACCAUGAGGUGCCGCGAUCCGACCCUCCCCACCCCUUCACUGACCCGCCCCCCAAGUCCGCCACCUGUCUUCAUGUCCCUUCCACCACGUCCUCCUCAGAAAGACAGUCAGGAGGACCCAACGGCGUCCCUGUGUCUCAGUCAGCAGUAAGGCGAUAACCUCCCCCCCCUAAUCACACCGCCGUCUCCCAUCGCACGGAAAGCGUUUAAAAAAAAAAGUGUCUCCGGUUUGUGCUGCUCUUCACCACCAGUAGUGCAGAGCAGCACGACUCUUCAGACGGAGCUCACGCUCAGACCGGCAGCGUGCACGCUGCACCGCGCUCCUUCAGCAGGCUCCGCCCCACACAGCCCACGUGCCUUCACGGCAGGAGAAGAAUCCACGCUGCUCCACAACAACAUUCCCGCCUGCCUGCGUGCACGCUGCCGGUUUAGUUUGCUCGCUGAGCGCCGCUCCUCCAGAGCUCCUAUAAACUGUAUAUAUUUAUACAUAAAUGUUUGCAGAGCAUGUAGAGCAGAGAAUGAAAGGAAGCGGAUAUCUGAGCACCUCAUAUGUGGCUGCGGACGUGACAUUUUUGUGGCACAGUGUCUAUUAAAGAAUGAAGGAGAUCUUUGAUAAGAGCUCGUUCCUGUGUGGUCUGUUCUUCUCUGAUUCCUCAGAUUUAUUCAUUAAUCUGAUCACCGUUGAUGCUCCAUUUCUGAAAUCUGCUCUUAAUCCAUA